AUGGCCGUCAUUAAUGUCACCCACCCUGAAGAGUUCAUUCUUCUAGGUUUUGCCAACCAUCCUUGGCUGGAGCUCUCGGUCUUCAUUAUUCUCCUGGCAGCGUACCCCCUGGCUAUGAUAGGGAAUGUUGCCAUCAUCCUAGUGUCCACCUUAGACCCCCGUCUCCACAGCCCCAUGUAUUUCUUCCUCACCAACCUCUCUUUCCUGGACAUGUGCUACACCACAAGCAUCGUGCCCCAGAUGCUGUUUAACCUGGGAAGCGCCAGAAAGACCAUCAGCUACGUGGGGUGUGCACUUCAACUUUAUUUAUUCAGUGCAAUGGGGAGCACAGAGUGUCUCCUUCUGGCUAUUAUGUCUUUUGAUCGCUACGUGGCCAUUUGCAGACCUCUGCACUACUCUCUGAUCAUGAAUCGGCACUCAUGUAUGCUGUUAGUAUGCAUCAUGUGGCUCUGUGGAACCGUCUAUGCCAUCUCAGAAGCCACACUUACUUUACAGUUGCCACUGUGUGGCAUUAACACUCUGGAUCACUUAUUAUGUGAGAUUCCUGUUCUGAUAAAGGCUGCUUGUGGUAACAAAGAGACAAAUGAGCUGGCACUCUCUGUAGCAUGCAUUUUUAUACUAGCUGUUCCUUUAUGCUUAAUACUUGCUUCCUAUAUAAGUAUUGGACGUGCUAUACUUAGGAUUAAGUCUUCUGAGGGAAGGACAAAGGCUUUUGGAACAUGUUCCUCUCAUCUUAUAGUAGUUUCCUUAUUUUAUGGUCCUGGAAUUAGUAUGUACCUUCAGCCCCCCUCCUCCAUCUCAAGGGACCAACCUAAGUUCAUGGCUCUUUUCUAUGGUGUGAUAACCCCUACACUUAACCCAUUCAUUUACACUCUGAGGAAUAAGGAUGUAAAGAGAGCAUUAGGCCAUCUUGCAAGAAGGAUUUUGUGUUUUAAGUGA
This is a messenger RNA of Acomys russatus (golden spiny mouse), 939 nucleotides long. Its product is annotated as olfactory receptor 2B11-like. Gene Ontology annotation, molecular function: G protein-coupled receptor activity; olfactory receptor activity. Lineage: Eukaryota; Metazoa; Chordata; Mammalia; Rodentia; Muridae. Bases 1 to 939 code for a protein of 312 amino acids. The record is from RefSeq and is a predicted model, not a curated record. Gene Ontology annotation, biological process: G protein-coupled receptor signaling pathway. Gene Ontology annotation, cellular component: membrane. The transcript has a single exon.